AUGCGUCGUACACAGUCAACAACAACAUCCACUCCAUUAAUCAACAAAGAAUCCAUCAAAAAUGAUAUUUUUGAAAUUCUUUCAAAUGAUAAUCAUGUGAAAGAGCAAGUUCAAGCAUUGCGAGGUAAUUAUGGACCAGAGGAUGUUGUUAAUAUACUGCAAGAUGCGGUUGUAAAACGGAUUGAACAACGUUUAACUAUUGUUGAACAAAAAACGGAAGAAAUUGAGCAGCAGCUAGGUCAACUACAGUUUGACAUGAAUGCUCGUGAGCGAAAUUCACGACAGAAAAAUCUUCGUUUUCUUGGUAUAAAAGAUCAAGGUGAUAUUACUGUAUCGAUUGUGCAGGGGGCUGAGAAGAUUGGCUUGGAUAUUAAAAAAGAAGAUAUUGAGUACUGUCAUCCCUUGGGAAGGAAUAAAAAAGAUCUACAUACACGACCAGUUAUUGCUGCCUUUCAUUCCCGAUUCAAACUGAAAUCGCUACUGGUGAAAAGAAAACAAUUUAAGGAGGCAACUGGUAUCACAAUCUUUGAGGACCUAACAAAAUCUGAUAAGUGGUUGCUUGAUCAAAUUCGUGAUGGUCUGAAAAAGGAGGACAAAAAGUAUGCAUUCACUCGGGGUGGAAGAGCCUGUUAUAAAACAGAAAGUCAAGGUGUUGUGUUCAUUAAUUCAUUUGGAGAUAUUGAAACAUAUCUGUAUGGCUAA
Messenger RNA from Didymodactylos carnosus, 702 nucleotides. NCBI's taxonomy places the organism in Eukaryota, Metazoa, Rotifera, Eurotatoria, Philodinida, Philodinidae. The record is from the annotation of a GenBank genome assembly.